AUGGAUGAGGAUAUUGAGGCUCGUGAUGCACGUUUAAAGAUUAUAUCUGAGAAUCUGCGUCUGGCUAUGUGCGCCUCUCCCGAACUUGACAUGGCGUUUGAACCAGAGCGUGCAGGGGCUCAAUCCUCUACAGAUAACCCUCAACGACUUCCACAGAAUGUAUCCGAUUUCACUACAGAUCACCUUAAUGUGCUUCGAAGCGAUCUCGCGGAGCUUCGAGCUUCGCUCGCAGCCAGCGGUUCAAUUGCGCAUUCUUCCGAUGAAAUCGAAAUGUUGAAGCAACUGGUCAAGAAAUUGCAGGAAGAUUGUCUUCGCGCCCAAGAGGAUCGGGUAUCGGCUUUGUUGGAGUGUGCGAAAUUGCAAAACGAGCGCAACGACGUAUCCCGUGAUGCGAUUGAGAAAAUUGAGGCACUCCGAAAAGAGAAUAAAAAGUUGAAAUUGGACCUUGCCAAUUUAAAACACAAGCAAGAUAAAGAGGUGGAAAAGGGCAACAAAAACCGGGUUGGCAAGGAGGGUAGGCCCAAGAAACGCGUACGUUUCGAACUAGAUACCUGUCCGGAGGAACCAAAAGCACAACAACCUUCGUACGACCCGGAGUACACUCGUGAUCCCAGACUUGCACGCCCCUUGGCAAGGCCGCCGAUAAAUCGCUGUCCCCUAAUUCGCUGUCCCCUAAUUUGGGAUCCAGAUAACGGCCCACAGGAGCCAACACCAGGACGACCCUGGGAGCGUACUCGUCACCCCAGAUAA
Molecule: messenger RNA, 750 nt
Organism: Aspergillus luchuensis
Lineage: Eukaryota; Fungi; Ascomycota; Eurotiomycetes; Eurotiales; Aspergillaceae
Exons: 2
Coding region: 1-750 (249 amino acids)
Source: RefSeq, a predicted model, not a curated record